Messenger RNA from Saprolegnia parasitica CBS 223.65, 1088 nucleotides. RefSeq lists its product as hypothetical. Lineage: Eukaryota; Oomycota; Saprolegniomycetes; Saprolegniales; Saprolegniaceae. The record is from RefSeq and is a predicted model, not a curated record. Gene Ontology annotation, molecular function: metal ion binding. Bases 86 to 1030 code for a protein of 314 amino acids. The transcript has 2 exons.
CUGGGUUGCCCGAAGCAGCAGUACAUAGUUGUGUUUGUCCGCUACCUCGCCACCGUCGCGUUGGCCACUACUCGCCAACGAAGAGAUGACCAAGUACGUAGCCGACGAAGCCGACGCGCUGCGCGGAAUCGAUGUCCUGCAAGGCGUGCCUCUCUCGGGCUGGAAACCCGACGCGCAUUCGGACCGGUGCAAUGCGUGCGUGAAGAAGUUUCGCCUCUUCCGCCGCAAGCACCACUGCCGCGUCUGCGGCGAGAUCUACUGCUACAAGUGCCUCCAGGAACGCUACGUGCGUGUCCCGCUCGCGGGCACGGCGCUGACGCUCGCGUGCAUGUGGUGCGUCGACAGUGCGCCGCAAGACGAAGCGCUAUCGCGUGGCGUCCCGUCCACGCAAAAGUCGCUGUUCAGCCUGCCCCGGUCGACCGAGUCGGAGGUGCCACCACCGCCGCCCGUCGUCAAGUCGUUUCCGCUCGUGGCGACGCACCCGAUGCUGUCGCCGAUUCACGGCGUGCCCAAGCUCCGCAGCGUGCAGCUCCAGGCGCCCGCGAGCGCAACCGACUCGCUCGCGAGCAUCUGCGCGAGCAUGUGCGACGCCAUGGACAGUACCUUUGGUGCGCUUGUGCUCUACAAGGACGGCGCGCCGCUGACGGUGCUCACGCAGCAGGGCCUUGGCGCGUUCGUCAUGGGCGAAGCCUUCCGCCUGCUCUGCAGCCGCGCGGUCCUCGCGGGCCGCAUCUGCUGCGUCAACUAUUCGUCGGGCGUCUUCCAGUUUUGUGCCACCGCGCCGCUUCAAGAUCCAAAGACGCACGAGGUCUAUGGCUGCGCGGUUGUCCUCGACGCGUACGAGAAACCGGGUUUGAACCCAGCGCUCGUGCUGCCGCAUUUCGCCAAGCUCUCGGUCGAGAAGCUGCUGAGCAUGGACCCACAGCUGCGCCGCGCGCGCCCGCUCUGCAGCUCGUACCACGAGACGCACGCCAAGCUCAUUUCGAUUCGAAGGAUACCCAAGACGACCGAGCCGCGCUUAACGCAGUAGACGCUAGCAUAGACCCACCCGUAGAUAGAGUACAGACACAUUGUCCAUCACCGUCUUU